GGUCGGAUUUCAUUCAUUCACUCGCUUCGUACUUUCAUAGUUGGUAAAUUAUUUCGAGGUUAUUUUGUUAAUAAAACAAAUCUGUUUUUAUUGAGAAUUUACAAAUAUUUCUCUAAUCCUUUGAGCCAAAAUGUGGUACCUAACGUCGGAUACCGAUCACAGAGUUAUUUAUGUUAUGCCGAAUAAAGAAAUAACUAUCGGAAGAAGUGUUGACGCUCUAGUUUGCAAUUUUGCUAUCCCAGACGACCCAUCAAUCAGCAGAAAACAUGCAACCAUUUCUGUAUCGAAUAAUGACUUGUUUUUGCAAGAUAUGGGGUCCAGAUACGGUACAUUUAUCAACGAUUUCACCAGUAAAGUAGAGGCUGGUCUAAAAAUCAAGUUGAACAACAAAGAUAACGUGAAGUUUGGAAAGAUGAGCAGUGUGUGGAAAAUACAUGAAAUUCACUUCGUUACUUGUACAUCAACACUCAAGGGAGAGAAUUUACAAAACCUGAAGGUGUGUCUCGGAAAAUUAGGAGGCCUGCUUAAGAAUGAAUGGGAUGAGAGCUGUGCAUAUCUAACAAUGCCUGCUAUUACAUUAACAAUAAAAGUUGUUUUGGCAUUGGCACAGGGCUCUCACAUAGUUACCACUGACUUUUGGAACAAAUGUCUAGAUGCCAUCACCAACCAAACAUUGUUACCGAAUCCAAGUAACUAUGCACCACAAGUGGUUGAAUCCACCCUUAACAAAGAAAAUGUGUCAUUUUUGCCAAAUGAUGUAAGGAAAACACUGUUCUCAGGUAAAAGUGUAAUUUUUUUCUCGCGGAGGCAGUUUGAUAUGUAUAAACCUGUCCUGGUCAAGUGUUCUGCUAUACCUUUGCUGCUAAGUGACACUAAAAUGACAAAGUCUGCUCUUUGUGAACCAAACAUAAUUGUGAUACAGUACAAUAUCACCAGCACUUCCCAGGAGACACAAGCACAGAGAGACCAAAUCAAUGAUAUAAUCAACUAUAUGAAGAACAAUGGAAAAAGAAUUAUUGCUGAUGCCGAAAUAGGAUUAGCCAUUCUGUAUUGUUCAACUGAAAAAUAUUGCAAUCCAGGUUUUAACUUCCCUUCUGAAGUCAUGAAACAGACUAAUGACAAAAAUGGAAAACCUGCAAAUGUAUUGGCUCAUGAAAGUCAGGAACCUACUCAAAAGCUGAACCAUAAAAAUCAAAAUGUUGUGAUAAAUGAAACAUUGCCAGGAUUCAAAAGGAAACUGAGUGAUGAUGAUAACUUUGAGACUAACUCUAAUAAAAAGUUUGCCACUGAGAGUACUAAGGCAGAUUCCAACAAUGAUUGUGCUAAGAGAAAGUUACCCGAUGAUGAAAGUAACAUACAACCCACAAAGAGACUGGCAGUUGAUAAUGAGGAUGAAGAUUUCAAUUUCGUAAAUAAUACAAACCAACAUAGUUCUACAAAGAAACUCAAUUUUACUAAACCAUUACAAAAGAAACAAGACAUUUCAGCAAAUGAUGAAGAAGAUUUGUUUAAUUUUGUUCAAGACAAUGCAAAAACUGCAAGAGAUAAGACCAACGCAUUAUUUUAUUCAAAGAAUGCCAAUAAAAUGGACCAGGAUGAAGAGCCUCUGUUGCAAGGUCCUAAAAAUAAAAUAGUGGAUGAGAAGAUUGAUAUAGUGGCAAUGAGAGGAUCAAAGCUUAAAGAGUUAAUGGAGAGCAAUACAAAGCUAGACUUUGAUGUUCAGAAAAUAAAAAAGGAAGAAUCUGAUCUGGAUGGACAGAUGAAAAAUCUUGAUUUGGGUGAGGUAGUUCUCAAAGUGAGAAAAGAUUUGAUUGUUAAGAAAGAGCCAUUGCAAGUUGAAGAUCAAAACAGUCAACAGAGAAACUUUAAGAAAUUCAAGAAAGUAUGGCCUGUGAAAAUGCAAGUUACUGUAAUUCCAAAAUCUUCCAUGAGCAUUGUUGUGCCCGAUGUUGUUGCUGAAUCGCUGAGCUAUUGAAUAGCAUUCCUUAGAGUUUAUGUUAAGUAUACUUUGAACUUUCGUUUUGACAUUGGUAAUAAUUACAGUGCUGAAAUAUAAUUAAUAGUCAUUAUGUUUAUAAUUUGAUAAUUACAUUUAU
This is a messenger RNA of Hyposmocoma kahamanoa, 2096 nucleotides long. It is a transcript of the gene nbs, whose product is annotated as nibrin. NCBI's taxonomy places the organism in Eukaryota, Metazoa, Arthropoda, Insecta, Lepidoptera, Cosmopterigidae. Gene Ontology annotation, cellular component: Mre11 complex. Gene Ontology annotation, molecular function: damaged DNA binding; protein binding. The transcript has a single exon. Gene Ontology annotation, biological process: double-strand break repair via homologous recombination; mitotic G2 DNA damage checkpoint signaling. The record is from RefSeq and is a predicted model, not a curated record. Bases 131 to 1975 code for a protein of 614 amino acids.